CAAAAUUAUCACGAAUUACUAGCCAAAGAUUAUAUAAACAAAACAAAUAAUCAACAGCAAGGUGAAAAUGAAGCGUUGUUAUGGAUAGAUAAUUUCUUAAAAGAAAAUAGCUGUGAUAUGACACAGUGUGGUUUACCUCAACCACAUGGCUACAAUAUUGCUGAUGGUUUUAAUGAAGAGAAUGCUACCUUAUCUUUGUUAAAUACAACAGACAACUUAAAUAACACUAUCAAUUUUACUUUCUCUGCUUAUAUAUUAAAUAACCCAACCAAAUGUCUUCAACGAGCUAUUCUCUGUCCAUUAAACAUAGAAGUUAAUCUAAUUAAUGAUACUAUUUUAAACCAACUAGAAGGUGAUGCAACUGAACUAUAUAGUGCAGACAACUUAGCAGAUAAUGAAAAUAGCAAACUUCAAAACAAUAAUAUGUAUCAAAGAAAUAUGAUUAAUUUUGAACUAUUGAAUUCAUUCAAUGCAUCUGGAGUUCCCAAACAUUGUCUCAAACUAAAACGUGGCU
This is a messenger RNA of Dentiscutata erythropus, 514 nucleotides long. The record is from the annotation of a GenBank genome assembly. NCBI's taxonomy places the organism in Eukaryota, Fungi, Glomeromycota, Glomeromycetes, Diversisporales, Gigasporaceae.